UCCAGUGAAGGCUACCUGAUAUGUAUUCCUAAAUGUCUGUAUUAAAGAAGUCUUUUUGGCUACCAUUAAGCAGCAGUUGAAUGUCCUUUUUGUAUACUGUGUUGUUAUCAGUUUUAUUGAUUAAUUAGUAUUGUUUUACAAAAAAAAAAGAUAAUGAACUGAGUGUGAUUAACAGUUGACAAAAUUACACUAUGAUGAAAAGUAAGAUAAAGCCUCCUCUACAGGUGGAGCAAGAGGCUAGCUAUCCAUGGACAGAUGGAAGAAGAACAGCAGGAGAAUGGCAGGGCCUCACCUCCUCGAGCAAGGUGCAUCAGUGUCCACACUGUGCCUACAGUACAACUGAUACUUACAAUUUUAGGAGGCACACCCUUAAGCACACUGGGGAAAGACCCUUUUCCUGUCCCCAUUGUUCCUAUAGUGCUGCAAGAAAGGAACUCCUCAAAGAUCACAUUAAUCUACACACUGGGGAAAAACCUUAUAGCUGUUCCCACUGUUCCUACACUGCUUCCCAGAGUUCUUAAAUUUAGAGCAAGGCAUGCACACGGAUAGGUUUCAUGUGUCCAUAUUGUCCCUUCAGUCCGCAGAAGGUACUCUCAAAGUCACAUGUAAUCAGUCACACAAAGAAUCCAUAUAGUGCAUCUUCUACAUUAAGAUUGACAGAUUAG
Molecule: messenger RNA, 665 nt
Organism: Penaeus monodon (black tiger shrimp)
Lineage: Eukaryota; Metazoa; Arthropoda; Malacostraca; Decapoda; Penaeidae
Product: zinc finger protein 572-like
Exons: 1
Biological process (GO): regulation of transcription by RNA polymerase II
Cellular component (GO): nucleus
Molecular function (GO): RNA polymerase II transcription regulatory region sequence-specific DNA binding; DNA-binding transcription factor activity, RNA polymerase II-specific
Source: RefSeq, a predicted model, not a curated record